Messenger RNA from Myotis brandtii (Brandt's bat), 3132 nucleotides. RefSeq names its product retinol binding protein 5, cellular (gene RBP5). Lineage: Eukaryota; Metazoa; Chordata; Mammalia; Chiroptera; Vespertilionidae. The record is from RefSeq and is a predicted model, not a curated record. Gene Ontology annotation, biological process: fatty acid transport. Gene Ontology annotation, cellular component: nucleus; cytosol. Gene Ontology annotation, molecular function: fatty acid binding. The coding region runs from base 313 to 720 and encodes 135 amino acids. The transcript is spliced from 5 exons.
AUCUCCCCAGGGCUCUGGAAUGGUUCCCAAGCCUCCCACAAAUGGGCUGGAAGCCAAGCUGACCUUUGGAAAGGCUCAAGUCUUGGAUGACUGACAGCCCCAGAUCCUGCUCCAGGUUCCUUCCUCAGGAAAAGCCGAGGUCCAGCACGACCUUGCCAAGUCCCUGCCCCUCCUUCAGGCAGCAAACAACACCCCAAACUCAUCAUGAGGGGAGGGAGGAGGUCUGGUAGGAGCUCUUAUUGCAACAGAGCCCCGGUGCUAUAAAAACCCUGUCUCCUAAGAUCUCCAUCUCCAUCUUGGCCAGCCCGGACAAUGCCUCCCAACCUCACCGGCUACUACUGCUUUGUCUCACAGAAGAACAUGGAGGACUACCUGCAAGCCCUAAACAUCAACAUUGCUCUGCGGAAGAUAGCGCUGCUGCUCAAGCCAGACAAGGAGAUUGACCAUCAGGGCAACCACAUGACAGUGAAGACCCUCAGCACCUUUCGCAACUACGUUCUACAAUUCGAGGUGGGAGUUGAGUUUGAGGAGGACCUACGGAUGGUGGAUGGACGAAAAUGCCAGACCAUAGUAACCUGGGAGGAGGAGCAGCUGGUCUGUGUGCAGAAAGGGGAGGUGCCUAACCGAGGCUGGAGGCACUGGCUGGAAGGAGAGAUGCUGUACCUGGAACUGACCGCAAGGGAUGCAGUAUGCAAGCAGGUCUUCAGGAAGGUCAAGUAGCCAGAGAGGAGCUGAAGGCCACUCCAGACAGCACCAGUCCCCAGACUCCUCUUGUUUGUGCACCUUCAAGCCCAGAUUGUCCCAGGUCAUCAAUCCCUUUCUCAGGCCCUUACCCUCCCGCCGAGUCCCUCCUCAGCCCUCCCCACGUUAAUCUAUAACUUGCAGCCCCUAAGGCCAAAGUCCUUUCUUUCUCACACUCCACUGCCCAAUAGUGACCUUAUAUCCAGUUCACGGUCUGGCCUCCUGGAUGAAAGAAAUGGGCAAAGAGGAAAUGAUGCUAGAGAAUAACCAAUCUCAACUCUCUUUACUUUCCAUCUAAGAAAGAACUAAGUGUUGAGCAUUUGAGGGUUAGUGAAAAGUCUAUCCUGGAGGACCUUUUGGAAAACUGUGACUGGGGUUCAAGAAUUUAAGAGUCUUUUUGUCUAUGUCCUUGUCCUUAUUUUGGAAAAAGCCUCAUAUGCUCAACAGAAUCAUGCCCAAGGCACUGAACAGAGUUCAGUUUACCAACAUCUGAAUGCAUCCUGGCUAUGGUAAACUUCCAUCCUACAUGUUGGGGAAGAAGGAGGUGACUGGGUAAGACUCUUUGUGCAGUACUGGGAGGAAGUUGAGAAGCUUCUAAAUAGUGGCCUGGCCUCCAUGACUACUUUAAGAAGGAUAGGCAGCAAGAAGGCCUGAAAAGGGAAACAGAUGGAAGAUACAAGGCCAAGGGCUACAAAGAUGAGGAUCAUGGAGGUGUGAGGGCAACAGUAAGAGAAAGACCAAUAGGCCUGGCUAUAGAGACCCUCUGCUUAAAGGCCAACAAAAAUGGGGACAGAGGAUAAGAGGGAGAACUGAGAACACCAAGGCCCCUCUCUUAGGGUUCUGGAAUCACUGCCCUGGAAAACAGCCCCGAGGACAGGCCCUAUUCAGGUUCAUGGCCAGCUCUAACCUCUAGCACCUCCCUACCUCCAGUGGCCUUGGUUCUUUCAGAAUAAAAGUACUGUAGGACAAGAGUCAGAAAGAAGAGGACUCGGUGUGGGGUGGGGACAGAGUCUGGCUGGGGUGGGGAGGGAAAAUUGUUGGAAAGUCCCUGGCUUGUGCUCAUUAGAUGUGUUCUGCCCCCUGUAAUGGCUCUGCCCCACACACAUUCAGGACAGUCACUGGGGCUCCGGCCAGAAGGACUAGGCUUGCAACACUGACCCUACCACACACUCUGGAAUGCAUUUGGAAAAGAGCAAGAAAAGAACUCAGAGGAGAACUGGAAAGCUUAUUCCUUGCCCAGACUCUCUGCAGAGUCACCCGGCCAAGUGGGGAGGAGAGAGAGCCUCCUCUCAGACACGCUGCCCAGCAGAAGCUCCAAGGGCUACUGGGCCUUACCUUGUCCCUUUUCAGGGUAGAGAGAAGCUGAAGGAGGAUGCUCCAUGUGUAUUCACGCAUUACCCAGGUCACCAGGUCUGCGCAGUGUCCCAGCCACUCUGCGUUCACAUGCAUAUCCAAGCCUCUCCCCACAGGGCUGUGCUCUGUGCUCUUUAUGUUAGUUCAGUGCCCCUCACUGGAGUCUUGACAAAGGGCCUGACCCCGAAGCUUGGAGGCCUCCAUGGUGACUAGUAGGCCCAAAUAAAAGCAGCCUCAAUCCCCCAAAACUCCUGUGACAUGAGUAUCCUCAUCCUCCACUCGAUCCCACCCCUCCAGGAGCCAGCGGCCUGAAGACCCACAAAGGAACACAAGCAACCAGAGGAGGACUGAGCAGCUACAGAGCCAUUUACAAGGGGGUGAGAGCCUGGACCUACUGAGACUAAGAGCUCUGCUGCUGCUGUUUCCCCCUGUGGGCAGCAGGGGGCGCUUCUCACCACAGUGGGAGCCAGAGACCCACCAAGUUGUCCUCCCUUCUCUGCCACCUUCUUGGAUAUUCCAUUCCCCACUGGACACACAUACAUACACAGCAGACUUCCCAAUCUGCAUGCUCACUCUGACAAUACCCCUACCCUCCUUCAAAUCAGGCUGCUCCAUUCAUUCUGAUAGAAAAGAUGGUCACCAGGAGCACCAACAUGUGAGUAAGGAAAGGAGGAAAGGACAGGAGAGGAGCCAACAGCCAUAGAUGGAUGGGUGGAUACCAAGGUGGGUCUCACCCCAGCCCUUCCAGGGGAACACAGGGUGGGUCCUGAGACAGACUUUGAUUUUUUUAUUUUUUUACCAGAGUCUUUGGUCCCAGGGAAAUGAUCAGGAAUCCAAGAUGUUUAUUUCCCAUCUGAGAUAAGGGCUGGUACCCAUCUAAGCCAGCCCUAUGCCAGGCCCCUAUCCCACUUCCACUCCACACAGCUGAGAUAGCAUCAUAUAGUUACCAACAACUUUCUUGCCUGAAUGCCAAAUGAUCCUUUAGGUCAGUGGUUCUCAACCUUCUGGCCCUUUAAAUGCAGUUCCUCAUAUUGUGAC